Molecule: messenger RNA, 4115 nt
Organism: Micropterus dolomieu (smallmouth bass)
Lineage: Eukaryota; Metazoa; Chordata; Actinopteri; Centrarchiformes; Centrarchidae
Product: zinc finger protein 37 homolog
Exons: 2
Coding region: 97-1527 (476 amino acids)
Biological process (GO): regulation of transcription by RNA polymerase II
Cellular component (GO): nucleus
Molecular function (GO): DNA-binding transcription activator activity, RNA polymerase II-specific; RNA polymerase II cis-regulatory region sequence-specific DNA binding
Source: RefSeq, a predicted model, not a curated record
UGUAGCGUUAGCUGCGUGCGUGUGUUGAAUUAGCUGGAAGACGGUAGCCAUUGUAGUCGUAGCACAGCUAAAUAUUUAAUUUGCAACUAAGCAACAAUGUCUUCGGUUGAGUAUCUGAGAGAAUUUGUUAACGAGCGACUAACUGCUGCUGAUAAAGAAAUAUUAGGAGUUUUUAGAAAAACUCUGGUCCAGUACGAGGAAGAGAUCGAUCGUCAGCGCAGACUGCUGGAUAUCGCUUGGAAACCUGAACAGUUACACAGAAAAAAACGAAAACGAAAGCUCCCACAGCAACAUGUCUGUAAGGAAGAGGAGGUUCUCGCUGACCAGCAGCUCUGUGUUCAGGAGAGGAACUCCAGUCUGGACCAGGAGGACCCAGAGCCUCCACAGAUUAAAGAGGAACAGGAGGAACUCUGCAGCAGUCAGGAGGGAGAGCAGCUCGUACUGAAGCAGGAGACUGAUGUCUUUAUGUGGAUUCCUGCUUAUGAGGAAAGUGACGACAGUGAGCCAGAACCAAACAGAGACCACCAGCUCCUCUCUCACAGCUCUCAUGUAGCUGAGAGACAAGAUCAGAAACCAGAACCAAAGAAAAGACAUCACAAAAACAGAAGUCACAGUAACAAUGUAUACAACUCUAUCAGGUCAGAGAUUCACCAAAAUCGUCACACAGGUGAAAAUUCUUUAAAUUGUGAUACAUGUGGAAGAGCUUUUAAGUUUAAGUCAGAAUUGCAGAGACAUAUGAGAACCCACACAGGUGAGAAGCCGUAUUCAUGCACAACAUGUGGGAAAGAUUUUAGAUAUGGCUCUGCCCUCAAAGUCCACUUGAGAACCCACACAGGUGAGAACCCAUAUUCAUGCAAAACAUGUGGGAAAGAUUUCAGAGCUAGCAUUGUCCUGAAACGUCACAUGAGAACACACACAGAUGAGAAGCCUUACCUUUGCAAGACCUGCGGUACAAGAUUCCGUCAAUUAUCAACCUUGUCAAAUCAUAUGAGAAUCCACACAGGUGAGAUGCCAUAUUCUUGCGAGACAUGUGGGGAAAAAUUCAGAGUUAACUCUCACUUGAAACGUCACAUCACGACCCACACAAAGGAGAGGCCUUACCUUUGCAAGACAUGCGGAAGAUCAUCCUAUAACAUGUCAGAAUUGAAAAGGCAUAUGAGAAUCCACACAGGUGAGAAGCCAUAUUCUUGCGAGACAUGUGGCAAAGAUUUCAGAGUUAGUAGUGACUUGAUAAUUCACAUGAGAAGAGCCCACACAGGUGAGAAGCCUUACCUUUGCAACACCUGUGGAAAAACAUUCUAUGUCAUGUCGUCCUUGAAAAGGCAUAUGAGAAUGCACACAGGUGAGAAGCCUUACCUUUGCAAGACCUGUGGAAAAACGUCUUGUGACAUAUCGUCAUUGAAAAGGCAUAUGAGAAUUCACACAGGUGAGAAGCCGUAUACUUGCACAACAUGUGGGAAAGCUUUCAGACAAAGUGGUCAGUUGACAGUCCACAUGAAAAGAGUCCACAGUGGUGAGAAGAAGUGAAAAAUAGCAUUGGUAUCCAACUGUCCCUCCUCCAUUUAGUCUCUUUGGACUGAUUACAUAUGUUGCUAUAUAUGUUCAUAAAUUAUGUUAUAUAUUAUACUAUACUUAUCAUCUUUUGUAAUAUCUGGUCUUUAAGAACAUUGUCUGGUACCAGAAAUUAAGAGCAUGUGGUUGUUGUUUGCAGGAAAUAUACAGUAUCUCAGAAAAAGGACAUGAUGUUGAACUGUUGAAUUGUGUCUAGCAAUAAUUUUGAUCCAAAAGUAUGUUUUCACCUACUGAAUGAAAUACACUUUUACAAUAGCUACAUCUCUGUAGCUGUAUGUAUACAAUUUCCUAUUGACAAGAGGUCACGAUAUAUUAGUAUAAAGAAGUUUAUAAUGAAAGGAGUUUGUUCCAAACUGACUGUUUUUCUUUAAAUACAUUCUUACUAAUAUUUUUUACAACUUUUACUCGUUACCUCACUCAUUAGCGGAUUGUAAUCUAUCUGAUGUUGAAGUAGGGCUGGGCAAUAUGGCCCAAAAUGUUAUCUGUAUAAAAAAAUUAAUAUCAUUCGAUAUUGAUAAUUAUCACGAUAAAUGUCAAAUCAUUAUUUCUUUAAAGUUUAAAGGCUGAAUUUUGCUCCUGAGUGAGUGUUGAAGAAACCUGACUGUAAAUAGUCAGAACAUGAAAAACACUUGCCAAUCACUUAACAAAUUUGAGGAACAACAUUCAAAACAAUUAUGACAUUUUUUUUUCAACAAAUAACAUGAGUAAAAUUAAGUGAAAGUCUCUUUUCCUCAACAAAAUAAAUAUAUUCAUAGAAAAAUUAAGUGCUAAAUUGUUCUUAAUUCAAUUAAGUCAAACAUUUAUUGAAUGUUUAUUGGACAUUUGUUAUAUUAUUAUUGAACAAUAUUAUAUUGUGAUAAUUAUCAUUAUUUUGUUGCCCAGCCCUAUGUUGAAGCUGAGAAACACUCAUCUAGUUUUUUUCUUUUUUGUCAGCAGCAUGUCAUUUAAUUUUAUUUUUUGGUGUACUUUGUAGUUUUAUCAACUUGAUGUAAUUGUUGUUUAGGGUUUUAGAGGUGACACACAAACACAAAUUGGAGAUGCUGACUACACAGUUCUGUUAACAAAAAUAUAUUUUUAAAUUUUCAGUUAUUUAGACUGAUAUUCCCAAUUUGACGUGUUGGAGGUUUAUGUAAACUACAAGCAAUAAAAACUCAAGUGCUGGUAGUGCAUACUAUAAUUAGUGCCUAAAGGAACGUCUGCAAUGAAAUGCCGUGGUUAAAGAUAUUUUUAGAGUGUCAAGUUACAACAUGCAAGAGGUAUUUUAAUGUUGCAACUCACCAGCUGGAAGUUUACAUUUAAGUAUGAUUUGAAGCAACAUUUAUUAGUGAAGAUAUUGCAUUUAGAGAGGUGAGUUUAGAAAAUGAGCAAGGAUAUGUAACAGUAGAGAUAUGGACAAGUGAGGGAAAACUUUUCAAUCCUUAAAGGAAACUAGAUUUGAGUAUGUUUACACAAAUUAAGGAGCUGAAUGUUCAUAUGGCAAUAAGGAAAAAGGACAGAUGUAAAUGGGGCUCAAUAGACUUAAAUUAAGAUAUGGACGAGAUUGUAUGUCACAUUUUAAUCAGCAAUCUGUAGUUGUCAAGUAAAUGUAGUAGCCUAAAAAGGACAAUAUUUGCCUCUGAAAUGUAGUGAAGUACAAGUAUAUGUAACAGUAUAUGUACAAUAAAAUGAAAAUAAAGAACAAAUCCAUCAAAACCUGAUUCAUUUUAUUGUAAGUGUUCAAGAUUUCUAAUUUGUGUGGAGUUUACAUGCAGUCUUAGCCAUAUGAGGACAGUCAAUGUUGUACAAUAUUGAAGUAAAUGUUGUUACAUUCCACCACUGAAUAUACUUGUUUAAUAUGACACACUUCCACUGAUCAAACUAUAAAAUAAUAUGAAAUCAAACUUUAACUUAAACUCAUUGAACAGAACUAUUCUUUACUAUGACUACAGCAAUUAAGUGCAGACAUUUCUUUUGGCACUAAUCAUAGUAUACAGUAUUAUCACGUGGGUUUAAAGUUGGGAAAAUUGGUCUGAAUAACUCGCAUGUUUAAAAAUGAUUCUUAAUUGACAGCAUCAUGUAGUACAUCAUCUACAAUUUGUAAGUGUGUGUCACCUCUAAAGCCCCCCCCAAACAAAAAGUUAAACCAAUCACAAAAUGCAUAAAAGCAAGAAAUUAGCCAAAUUACAUGCUGCAGACAAAAAGAAAACAAAAAGUUUACCCAGCACCACUAAAGAAAGAGUUUCUGUAAAGGGAACUUUAAUGAAUAUAAUGCUUCUAAAAAAUUGCCUACACUAGCUUUAAUAUUUUAAAAAAGUCCAUAAUUUAGAAAUAAUACUGCUCAUGACAAUGGGGCCCUUAGGGAUUUUAACACAAUGUUACUAACACCCUUGAAUAGGCCUGAUAAAGAAAGACUAACCUUCCAGUUUUCCUCUGGUCAAAUUUGACCCCUUUGUAAAAUGUUUUUAUAAUGAAAAUAUGGUUGUCUUUCAGCUAAUUGCACCAUAAUAACAUGGAUGGUUCCAUGCUAUGCUCUUAGCAAAUAAACAAAAUUAUCACUACUUGAA